Messenger RNA from Tilletiaria anomala UBC 951, 2379 nucleotides. RefSeq names its product PAP2-domain-containing protein. Bases 353 to 1987 code for a protein of 544 amino acids. NCBI's taxonomy places the organism in Eukaryota, Fungi, Basidiomycota, Exobasidiomycetes, Georgefischeriales, Tilletiariaceae. Gene Ontology annotation, biological process: inositol phosphoceramide metabolic process; sphingolipid biosynthetic process. Gene Ontology annotation, molecular function: inositol phosphoceramide synthase activity. The record is from RefSeq and is a predicted model, not a curated record. The transcript has 3 exons. Gene Ontology annotation, cellular component: inositol phosphoceramide synthase complex.
CUGAUGGAGAUGCAGCUUACAGAAGCAUGCAGCUAAGAUUGCAACUCUUCGCUACAGGCUCGCGGUCAUCGUCGCCGUCCCGAUCAACAGCAGCUUAGCGACAUCAAGUGCAAGCUGUGUACAUUCUAUAUCCACCUUGCCGGUAUCACAUCUUGGCUGCGUCAUCACCAAUCGCCACCAUUUACCUCAGCGUGCUUCCAAUUGACUUGGGCAGUCCAUAGGCGAGGCCGACAAGGGGUGCACGAAUAGCUAAAAGUCCGCCCCUUUCCCGCGAGCACGGGAAGCCGUCGCUCGGAUCAAGGCUUGAUUGGAAGGAGGCGGCCGAGAACUAUUGAAGAGGCAAAGACACCUUAUGGACGGCGGCGUUCACUCCGAUCUCUCCAUAGCAAGCCCGGCUGGCCCAAUGUGGAGGAUGGUAGUCGAAUCACCGCGGAUAACCCGCCUGCAGGGGCGAAUAGCGAGCGCAUCUCGCCUGCCGCACGCUUUGCGCUACCUCCUCUCACGCACGCUCUCCGCCGCUUCGCGCUUGGAGACGUCGAUCUCGAUCUCUUUGUCCCUCAGGCGUUUCAGGGAGUACCACUUUUCCGUAGGGGAAAAAGUCAAGUACGCCAUCUUGGGCGGCAUCUCACUGUUCAGCUUGUUCAUCAUGGAGGUGCCCUGCUUCCCACUCAAGCUAUCCAUCCCGGCGCUGUACGCACUUGCCAUCCUGCUACCUAUCACCUCACAGUUCUUCCUCCCAGCGGGGCCAAUCUUCUGCUGGCUUCUCUUUUUCUACUCGUCCAAGUUCAUCCCGCCAGACUCGCGCCCGCAUAUCUGGGUCUCGCUUCUCCCGACGCUCGAAACCAUUUGGUACGGUGCGAGCAUCUCAGACAUUUUGACGCGCCUCGGCCAUCCCGCGUUGGACAUCCUCGCGUGGAUUCCCUACGGUGUCGUACACUUCGUCGCGCCCUUCGUUGUCGCAGCCUGCCUCUUCAUCUUUGCCCCACCUGGGAGCGUCAAGGUGUUCGGCACAAGCUUUGGCUUUAUGAAUUUGAUCGGAGUCAUCAUCCAGAUCGUCUUUCCAUGCGCCCCGCCAUGGUACGAGCUCCGUGAGGGUCUCACACCUGCGAAUUACAGCAUGAAGGGCUCGCCCGCCGGUCUUGCCCGCAUCGACGAAUUGUUCGGAGGGCAUGGCUACACGCUCACAUUCUCCAACGCACCUGUCCCCUUUGGCGCCUUCCCAUCUCUGCACGCGGGGACAGCGACGAUGGAAGCUCUGUUUUGCUCCUACUUUUUUCCCUUUUACAUCACCCUCAUCAAAGGCAAAGGCGGCAAAGGCAAUUCACGAUGGAGAGGAGGCAGAGACAUCCGAAUCGACGUACGCUUCUUCUACUGGCUCUAUGCCGGCUGGCUGUACUGGUGCACAAUGUACCUCAUGCACCACUACCUCAUCGACCUCGUCGCUGGCGGCUGUCUUGCGACUAUCUGCUUUUUCUUCUUCCUCACCAAUGACAUGCGUGACGCGAUGGAGAUGGGCUGGAAGUACCGCUCCAGCUCGCCCGCUCCGCUCUCUGCUGCUCCAUCGCCAUUACAACCCGGCUCUGCGUUUGGCGUGCGGAACGCUAACGCCAAUGGGCAAGACCCUGUGGGAAUGCCGAGCAUCUCUGCCUCGGACGCCAACAGGGAAGAGCACUUUGCGCUCGACAGCCUGGACUCGGCGGCGCGUUUUGACGGCAGCGGCGACAGCCAUGAUAGCGCUGACGAGCUCCAGGACGGCGACGGCGACCGUUGCGCCGGCCAGCGAUCCGAUGGGGCAGCGAGGUGUGAAAAUAUGCAGAUGGAGCCGCUGCUGGGUGCAGCGCGGAAAGGCAAGGGCACCUCACGGCCGCACAGCAAGCUGCGCGACUUUGCUUUCUCCGCAGGGACGGACGCCACUGGUAGCGGCAAUCAGAUGAUGGAAGGCAAGCCUCUGCUGAGCCGGGUGAUGAGCGCUUCAAAGACUGCAUGAGCCAAUCCCAUAGACGUCUUUGGGCUUAGCUUCUUUCAUAAGGCAAGGGAGGCACAUUGCGUCCAGUAUGCAAGCAAUCUUCACCUAAGUCUCCCAUAUCGUAUUGAUUCCAGAAGCAGUUUCACUACGGCCGCCUGAGCCAUGGUGGGGGCACAGAGUGACGACGUUUGGUGCGCUUUCGUAUCCAAACUCAAGGCACCAUCAUCUGAGUUCAUCGAGGCUUAUUCCAUGGUGCAACCCAUUCCUGACAGCUCAUUCCCAGUCGAUGACGAGACCAAGCGCAGCGAAGGUGAAGGAGAGAUGCUCGUGCAAGUGUCUUUUUGUGCGUGAGUUGUCAUACUGAUACAUGCGCUCGCGCCAUGGCGCACGAUGCGUGGAAAGAAGGGCUAAAG